Molecule: messenger RNA, 1983 nt
Organism: Aspergillus saccharolyticus JOP 1030-1
Lineage: Eukaryota; Fungi; Ascomycota; Eurotiomycetes; Eurotiales; Aspergillaceae
Product: amino acid permease GAP1
Exons: 3
Coding region: 1-1776 (591 amino acids)
Biological process (GO): amino acid transmembrane transport
Cellular component (GO): membrane
Molecular function (GO): amino acid transmembrane transporter activity
Source: RefSeq, a predicted model, not a curated record
AUGGAGAAAGAUUUCAUGGAGCCGAAAUAUGAAUCCAAACCCGAGGCUUCCUCGUCCGCCGCCGACUCUCCUCCGUCCUACGGCGAGACUGAGCCCACGAAAGGGAGCUUUGGCCAAAGAAUCUGGGACAGCUUCAAGAGAGACCCUAAUGCGCAUGUGUCGGCCGCCGAACACUCGGGUGCAGAUGGAUCCUCAUACGACAUCGAACAAGCUGCGCGGAAGACUGCUGAAUCUCCUCUGCAGCGCAAGCUUAAAGGCCGCCACCUGCAGAUGAUCGCUAUCGGUGGUUCGAUCGGUACUGGUCUCUUCGUCGGAUCCGGAAAGGUUUUGGCUGCGGGUGGACCUGCAUCGGUCCUAAUCGCCUAUGCCCUGAUCGGCUGCAUGCUUUACUGUACCGUGCACGCACUAGGUGAAAUGGCCGUCGUGUUCCCUGUCGCUGGUUCCUUCUCGCACUACUCAACUCGGUUCAUUGACCCGGCCUGGGGUUUCGCCAUGGGUUGGAAUUAUGCUCUGCAAUGGCUGGUGGUUCUGCCGACCGAAAUUGUCGCUGCUUCCAUGACCGUUGAUUACUGGAACUCGGGUAUCUCAAGUGCUGCCUGGGUCGCCAUCUUUUGGGUCUUGAUCGUGGCAAUCAACCUGUUCGGUGUCAAGGGCUAUGGAGAAGCGGAGUUUGUCUUCUCGAUCAUCAAAGUCCUGGCGGUGAUUGGCUUCAUUAUCCUUGGUAUCAUUUUGGAUUGUGGCGGUGGCCCCAACGGCGGCUAUAUCGGUGCACGCUAUUGGCAUAACCCAGGGGCCUUCAACAAUGGAUUCAAGGGCCUGUGCAGUGUCUUUGUCAAUGCUGCCUUUGCCUUUGCUGGCACCGAGCUGGUUGGUCUUGCGGCAGCCGAGACCGCCAAUCCUCGCAAGUCUCUCCCAACCGCUAUCAAACAGGUGUUUUGGCGUAUCACCUUGUUCUAUAUCCUGUCUCUUUUGCUGGUCGGCUUGUUGGUCCCUUACACCGAUGACAUGCUCCUCAACGGAUCCUCCAGCGUCGACGCCAAGGCCUCGCCUUUCGUGAUCGCCAUCAAGAACGCUGGCAUAUCUGGACUACCAUCUGUUAUGAAUGUUGUCAUCAUGAUUGCCGUGCUCUCUGUUGGUAACGCUUCGGUUUAUGGUUCCUCGCGAACUUUGGCAGCCCUGGCUGAGCAGGGCCAAGCUCCCAGGUUCCUGGCUUACAUUGAUCGGAAGGGCCGUCCUCUCUGGUCUCUCUUGAUUGCUUCGUCGCUGGGUGCACUUGGUUUCUUGGCAGCAUCCUCCAAGCAGUCGGAGGCAUUCAGCUGGAUGAUGGCAAUUUCUGGUCUCUCGUCCAUCUUCACCUGGGGCUCCAUCUGCUUCUGCCAUAUCCGCUUCCGCCGUGCUUGGAAACUCCAGGGCCAUAGUUUGAAUGAAUUGGCCUUCCGAUCCCAACCCGGCUUGAUUGGAUCCUGGGUCGGAUUUAUCUUCAAUUGCCUGGUUUUGGUGGCCCAGUUCUGGGUCGGCUUUGCCCCGACCGGUUACGCGAGCAUGUCUGCCUCGGCCUUGGUCGAAAACUUCUUUUCUGCCUACCUCGCCGCACCUGUCGUGCUCGUGUUCUAUAUCCCAUACAAACUGUGGUAUAAGACUCCCUUCAUCCGUGCCAAGGAUAUGGAUCUCCAGACCGGCCGCCGUGAUCUGGACAUCCAGUAUCUGAUUGAGCAGGAACAGGCCGAACAGGCACAGUGGCCGGCGUGGAAGAAGUUUUACAAGUUAUUCUGUUAGAUUCUCGGGGUGUUGUUGCCAGUCAGUUCUUGGACAUCCAGGGCGUUUUAAUGUGAUGAUACCUUCCCUGCCUACAUUUUGUGUAUGAUAACGAUAAUGAGCCUUUUCCCCUUCAAUCUGUACAGGUGGAAAGCAUCUGCUGCAUCUUGAUGUCCUGUAUGUACAUCACCGCAUGGUAGAAUGUAAUACGACUUAAUCGAAAUGAUU